UGAACUGAGUUUGAAUUUAUAACAAAGUAAAACAAAUAAAUUAAAUUAUGUCUGGACGUGGCAAAACAAGCGGCAAGAUGAAGGCGAAACCGAAGACUCGUUCUUCCCGAGCCGGGCUUCAAUUCCCGGUGGGACGUGUUCACAGGCUGCUCCGCAAGGGGAACUACGGCGAGCGCAUCGGUGCCGGAGCCCCGGUCUACUUGGCGGCUGUUCUUGAGUAUCUCACCGCCGAAAUUCUGGAGUUGGCUGGCAACGCGGCCCGCGACAACAAGAAGACCAGAAUUAUCCCCCGUCACUUGCAGUUGGCGGUCCGCAACGACGAAGAACUCAACAAGCUUCUGGGCGGUGUCACCAUCGCUCAGGGUGGCGUGUUGCCGAACAUCCAGGCCGUUUUGCUGCCCAAGAAGACCGAGAAGGUUAAGCAGUCCAAGUAAACCUGAAAGGUUCAUUCCUCCGCUCCACAAAGGCUCUUUUAAGAGCCACACACAUCUUUCAUGGAGAGCUUUAUACUUCCGUUCCAUGACCCAAAUUAGAAAUGGGAUUAAUGUAUAGUUUAGCCGUUUUCAAUUCAAAAUAAAUAGGAAUUAUAGUCUUGACUAAAGGCCAAUUAGAGCACUUUGAUAGUCAUUUAAAUCGAAACGUUUGUGAACGACUGGUCUCUUGAAAAACUUGAUCAGCAUUACACUGGUAUUUUAUUAUUAUUUUUUAAUUAAAGUACUGUGUGAAACACUUCUUUUAAAUGACUAAUCCAAGAAAUGGUGUUUACAGGCCAGCAAUUUGUUUAGUCUCUUUUAAUAAGUAUAAAGCGUUCUUACAUGAUACUAAUACUCGGUCUGUGUACUUUAUGAAUAUGUGCUGCAUUCGAGAAAGGUGGGAAAUCGGAUUUAUCACACUCGGAUGGUACCAGUUGAGACCUCAAAGCGUUCCAAGCGACUGUAAACACAUUGUGGCUGAUCGCCACAAUGUUUUUUUUCCCUUCUAGUUUUGGACAUUAAAAGACAUUUUGACCUCCAGCAAACCUGCCUUGUAGUAAAUCAUCAAAGAGAUAUAUUUGUAUAAUUUUAAAUAUAAAUAUGUACAUAUCAUAACUUAAUGCAAUGGCUGUAAAAAUCUGUUACGUGUCGUUGUGUUAAAACUUUUUUAUUUUUUAUUAUCGUUUGUGUUUCACCAUCGACGGUGUGCUUUUCGACUGGUAGCACCAUUUUUUAGUGACGUCAGAUUGAAGCAACUGCUGAAAUCGGGGUACUUUUUUCAGAUUUCAUGACUAGGACUUCUCAGUUCGAGUGGCGUUUACUGGUGGGAGGAUGGAAAAUCAGAUUUCCCUCAAAUGCAGCAUAAAGCCUUUAAUGCAAAAUACACAUUUUACUACAACGUCAUUGUAGCCUUUUUAUCUUAAACUAUGUUGCACCUAAACGUCAUAAAGUAGUACUACGCAGUAAACAAAAAUUCUGCUUGUUAUGUCAUAGGUACGAGCACAGAAUGGAGUUUUAAAUGCUAUAAUAUGUGGUAUGACUUAUUAGCUGGAAUUAAAUGCCCUGUGGAUAAAGUGAAGGCCCUGAAAAGGGCCGUUUGUUUGUUGGUGUCGAUUUCAAAUUUAGCCGCCAAAACCGUAGAGAGUACGCCCUUGUCUCUUCAGAGCGUAGACCACGUCCAUGGCUGUUACGGUCUUCCUCUUAGCGUGCUCGGUGUAUGUUACGGCAUCACGGAUGACGUUCUCCAAGAAGACCUUCAGCACACCGCGAGUCUCCUCGUAGAUGAGACCGGAGAUACGCUUUACUCCGCCGCGACGAGCCAAUCGGCGGAUAGCGGGCUUAGUGAUACCCUGGAUGUUAUCACGAAGGACUUUGCGAUGACGCUUGGCGCCUCCCUUGCCGAGACCUUUGCCGCCUUUUCCUCUACCAGACAUGUUUACUGGAGUGACGAGCUUCGAUAUAUGGUUACAGUGAUGUAGCUUUGGGUAUUGUAUUACUUCUGAGGACGUGAUAGAAGACAGAGGCAGUCUUUCCAUUCUAGUACCGCCCAGUAUUUACGUCAUCGUGGCUUUGACACCACCUAGUGGAAAUGCCGAUGAACGACCUCUUCACUAUGCAACUUUUCAUGUCUUUGGGUGUUUAGGGAGCGAGCAUUUUCAAUUUUAUUAUUAUUUAUAGCGUAUUAUUAUUAUUUAUUUAUCAGUAUUACUUCUUUGAAUCAA
Molecule: messenger RNA, 2194 nt
Organism: Corythoichthys intestinalis (scribbled pipefish)
Lineage: Eukaryota; Metazoa; Chordata; Actinopteri; Syngnathiformes; Syngnathidae
Product: histone H2A-like
Exons: 1
Coding region: 48-434 (128 amino acids)
Biological process (GO): heterochromatin formation
Cellular component (GO): chromatin; nucleosome
Molecular function (GO): protein heterodimerization activity; DNA binding; structural constituent of chromatin
Source: RefSeq, a predicted model, not a curated record